This is a messenger RNA of Histoplasma capsulatum G186AR, 990 nucleotides long. RefSeq names its product thymine dioxygenase. Bases 1 to 990 code for a protein of 329 amino acids. Gene Ontology annotation, molecular function: dioxygenase activity. Lineage: Eukaryota; Fungi; Ascomycota; Eurotiomycetes; Onygenales; Ajellomycetaceae. The record is from RefSeq and is a predicted model, not a curated record. The transcript is spliced from 3 exons.
AUGAAAGUUGCCAAAGAGAUCGUGUCGGCGUGUCAGAAUGUUGGAUUUGCAUAUAUUACCAACCAUGGCAUUCCUGCAGAGCGCCUGGCGGAGGCAUUUGCAUGGUCAAAACGGUUUUUUGACCUCACGCCCGAGCAAAAGCUCCAAGCUCCACACCCGAAUGGUUCUUCAAUCCAUCGGGGAUAUUCCUGGCCAGGCCUCGAAAAGGUAUCACAGGAAAUGGGUGAUAAGGACAUGCCGGAAUUAAUAAUAAAGAAAUUGCGAGCUAUCCCCGAUUAUAAGGAAAGCUAUGAUAUGGGAAGUAAUGAGGAUUCUCACCAGCCGAACGUCUGGAUUCCCGAAGAUACGCUUCCCGGCUUCCGAAGCUUUAUGAUGGAGUUCUAUUGGGAAUGCUUUACCGUUGCUAGUGAUAUUCUUAGAGCAAUAUCCAUUGGCAUCGGUCUUGGAGACGAACACCACCUGCUCAAAUUACACUCUGGUCAUAAUAACCAACUUCGACUCCUCCAUUAUCCUCCAUUGCCGGCUGCAGCGUUGGAGAACGAACGGUAUGCCCGUAUGCCUGCUCAUACCGAUUGGAGUUCCAUUACCAUACUCUUCCAGGAUGAUUGUGGCGGCCUAGAGGUUGAAAAUAUCAAGCGGCCAGGCCAGUUCAUUAGAGCCACGCCGAUCGAAAACGCUCUUGUCAUGAACGUUGGCGAUCUCCUUCAAAGAUGGAGUAAUGAUAAUCUUCGCUCCACAUCUCACCGCGUUACUAUGCCGCCUUUCACGGAUACGUUCGAUGGACCCAAUCGCAUGGUUAAGGAACGUUACUCGAUCCCCUAUUUUAUCGCUCCGGACCCAACAUCUGUGAUAGAAUGCCUUCCCAGCUGCAUAAGCCCGAGUAAUCCGCCUAAAUAUCUUCCCAUUUCACAAAGCGAAUAUAACUUAAUGCGAGCUAGGAUGCACUACCCGAAUACAGCUACUGAAGCUGGAAGCGGACAAGCUUACUGA